Molecule: messenger RNA, 2865 nt
Organism: Dryobates pubescens (Downy woodpecker)
Lineage: Eukaryota; Metazoa; Chordata; Aves; Piciformes; Picidae
Gene: ACP2
Product: acid phosphatase 2, lysosomal
Exons: 11
Coding region: 9-1286 (425 amino acids)
Biological process (GO): dephosphorylation; lysosome organization
Cellular component (GO): lysosome
Molecular function (GO): acid phosphatase activity
Source: RefSeq, a predicted model, not a curated record
GAGGCGUCAUGGCGGCCGAUCUGGCGAGGUGCGGCUGGGGAGGCGCCGUUCUGCUUCUCCUGGCACUCUGCCUGCAGCCGCCGCCCACCCAGUCCCGCAGCCUCCGUUUUGUAACGCUGGUGUACCGGCACGGAGACCGCUCGCCCAUCAAGGCCUACCCGCGGGACCCCUAUCAAGAAAGUUCCUGGCCCCAGGGUUUCGGGCAGCUCACGCAGGUGGGGAUGCGGCAGCAGUGGGAGCUGGGCCAGGUCCUGCGGCAGCGCUACCGUGACUUCCUCAGUGCCAUGUACCGACGGCAGGAGAUCUUCAUCCGCAGCACAGACUGUGAUCGGACACUGAUGAGUGCAGAGGCCAAUCUGGCAGGCCUGUAUCCCCCAGAGGGACAACAGAUUUUCAACCCUAACAUCUCCUGGCAGCCUAUCCCCGUGCACACAGUGCCUGAGUCUGAGGAAAGGCUACUGAAGUUUCCUUUGUCCCCCUGUCCACGCUAUGAACAGCUACAGAAAGAAACACGGCACUCAGCAGAAUACAUAAAUAAGACGAAAGAGAACUGGCAAUUUCUGCAUAUGGUGGCAAAUGAGACUGGGAUCCGGGAUGUCUCUCUUGAGUCUGUUUGGAGCGUGUAUGACACCUUGUUCUGUGAGCAAGCACACAAAAUGGAUUUGCCUGCAUGGGUGACACCAGAUGUCAUGGCUCAGUUGAAGCAACUAAAAGACUUUGGGUUUGAAUUUCUAUUUGGGAUCCACAAUCGGGUAGAAAAAGCUCGUCUGCAAGGCGGGGUCCUGCUGGAUCACAUAAGGAAAAACCUAACGAAAGCAGCGAAUGUUUCUGCCCACCAGAACCUGAAACUACUUGUCUAUUCAGCACAUGACACCACACUUGUGGCACUGCAGAUGGCUCUAGAUGUCUACAACAAGAUUCAACCACCAUACGCCUCAUGUCAUUUAUUUGAGCUGUACCAAGAGGAUGAUGGUAACUUCUCUGUGGAGAUGUUUUUUCGGAAUGAGAGUGGGAAGGAACCUUUCCCACUGACAAUCCCUGGCUGUCAACAUAAAUGUCCACUGCAAAGAUUCUUGGAUCUUACAGAUACUGUUGUUCCCCAGGACUGGGAGCAAGAAUGCCACGUAGCAAGCAGCAUACAUGACACAGAAGUAUUUGUGGGUCUGGCUGUGUGUGGAUCCAUUCUCCUUCUCCUUAUAAUCCUCCUUUUGACUGUGCUCUUUCGCAUACAAUCUCAGCCUCCUGGGUACCGGCACGUUUCCAAUGAGGGAGAAGAACAGCCCUGACAAUGCCUCAACUCCUUCCCAGGCAGAAGGAGGGAGUAGUGUUGCCCCUAAGGAUGAUUGAGCACCUUCAGUUACUGAGCAUUCUGCUUUGGCUGUUGUUUCUCAGAAUGAAGCUGGACUUGAUUUUUGGAUGCUUUCUAAAGGUGAUGUCCCAGAGAGAGGACCGAACUACUCUAAUGGAAAUGACACCUCAAUUCUGAAGCCAGUACACUUUGUGGUGCCCCUUAGUCCUCAUACACCUUACCUAGUCUGGUAUUCCCAACAUGGCCAGUUGGAGAUGGCCAAGAGGUUUCCUCCUUCCAAAUGACAGUAAAUGUAACCACUCACAACUGCAGCAAACGGGCUUGAGCCUCCGGCAGCUGCCACAUCCGGUGCAGUCAGUUGUUGCAUCUCUCUUCAGUGUCAGCCUGCUUGGAGUGCUUUGCUCUCAAGCUGUUGGGCUGAUGAUGGUGAGAAGGCUGGGCUUGGAGCAGAGGGGACAUUUCACCAGCAGUGCACUGAGACUCAUCUACUGCCCUUGCAGAGGGAACUGCUGCAGAUGAUGGCAGACAGUGAAAAGUGUUUCUUGAGAUCAUUGCCAAGUAGUUGCUGCUGGCAGCUGGUCUUUCUCCUUUCCUCGCGUGGUUCAAGAGAGGACUGGCCUGGAAUCAGGACAAGAUUGAAAACCUGGCAGUAGUUUCUCGGAUUCAGCUCAGAGUAGGUUAUUAUCCAAAGAAACUUCAGAGCAUCAUCAGCAAGAUCAAGUCCUGUGACCACAGCAGACUCAGCCCCAAUUUCUUGUGCAAUGUUUGUUCUAGAAAGGAGAAUUUCUGUAAGAAACUUGGGCCUUAUGUAAAGGUUCAGCCUUUUACUUUGACUUGCCCAUCUCGUAUCUAUUACAGAGAGUAUCCAGUACUGCAGGCAUUCCAGACUUCUGCUAUGAGCCCAGGUUACUGGAUCCUUUUAUUUGCCAUGCUUUGCCAUUUUGUCCAAAAUGGAAUUUUUUACACCAGGCUGGUCUGUGUGUGCUGCAGCUGCUACAGGGAACCUCAUGCCAAGUGCUCACCACCUGCCUUAUAGCUUUUGGCAGAAACGGGGAGACUGCAGCAGACACCAGAAGCACAGGCUCCUCACAUGGUGAUACUGCACAUUCACUUCUCACUUCUACUUCCCUUUCUGGUGCAGUUCCCUUCCCUUCUUGGUGGCAGAAACCAGUUACAGACAUUUGCUUUUCUUCCCCUAUGGAGUACUGUGGGGACUUUUCCCUGUACCAUAAUCAGCAUCUGCCAGCAUGGGAACUCUACAUCAGCAGAAGCAGCUUGCUGUUCUCAGCAUCUUUCUCACCUUUGUGUCCUCUGAAGAUGUAAUCUAGGUCUCCUGCACAGCAAGACAGUCAUAAAUAAAAAGCUACUGCCUGUGAAAACAGGCACAAGAAAGAGGUAAUAGAAAGUGCACUUAAGAGGACCAGACCUGUUCUUUUUAAAGGCAACACAUUUUGCACACACAGAGGAAAGAUUUGUAUGAUUUAGACUUCUGACUGUGAGUAACUUUCUGUAAUUGUUCCAAUGCAUUUCAUUUUCAUUAUUAAAAUCAAAUUCAC